Leucoraja erinaceus (little skate) is the source of this 3162-nucleotide messenger RNA. RefSeq names its product spermatogenesis-associated protein 24-like. The transcript is spliced from 6 exons. NCBI's taxonomy places the organism in Eukaryota, Metazoa, Chordata, Chondrichthyes, Rajiformes, Rajidae. Gene Ontology annotation, cellular component: nucleus; cytoplasm. The coding region runs from base 49 to 642 and encodes 197 amino acids. Gene Ontology annotation, molecular function: DNA binding. The record is from RefSeq and is a predicted model, not a curated record.
GCGCGUUGUGAUUGGCUGGGCUGGGCCGGCCGAACGGAGGCAGCGGCGAUGGCGGCUGUCGGGACGGAUGCUGAUACCGAUGCUCACAUUGUGGUCCACAGACAGCUGCAAGACAUUGUCCUCGUCCAGCAGCAGCAGAUUGAAUACUUCAGCGAAAUGAUAAAGAAUAAAGAAGAAGAAUCAGUAAGCAUAAAGAUAUAUGAAGAUGUUGUGAAAGAAUUGGAGAAUGAAAAAUUUCAGCAUGCUAAAACAAAAUCAUUACUUUCCAAGGAGUCUGAAAAACUGCAAUUUGCACUUGGUGAAGUAGAAAUUCUAAUGAAACAGCUAGAACGGGAAAAGAAGGCAUUUGAAAAUGCACUGGAAAGUAUUAAAAACAAGGCAUGGAAGGAAGUAAACAAAAACGACAAGUUAAAAAGCAAGUGCAAUGAUAUUGAGAAUAAAGUAGAAAAGCAAGAAGAUAUCUUAAGUAGCAAAGAAGAUCAGAUCAAAGAACUUUGUCAUCAACUUGCAAAGCAGAAAGCCACAUUGAAACAACAGGUUACUGAGUUUGAAAUACAGAAGCAGCAAAAUGCUUAUAUUGAACGUGUACUGGAAGGAAAAAAGAAGAAAGCGUGUGGAAAGUUUAUUCCUACCUCAAAGUAGCCCUGUAUACAUUGACUUUUACAGACUCCUAAAUAUUUCCUAAAUAUUACAAUAUUAUUUGUCAACUGGUCAAAUUUUGAAUUAUUUUGAUAGAAUGAUGCUUUCAGCGAGAUGUUGUUACUGUAAUUUAAUGUAGAAUAGUACAUCACAGGAACAGGCCCUUCGGCCCACAAUGUGAGCUGACCAUGAUGCCAAUUUAAAUUACUCAAAUCUGCCUGUACAUGGUCUAUAUCCCUUCAUUCCUUGUCUGUCUAAAUGCCUGUUAAAUGUUGCUAUCGUAUCUUCUUUGAUCAUUUCUCUUGGCAACGUGUUCUAAGCACCUACCACUGUGUAGAACAUUUGUCUUGUAUGUCCACUUUAAACUCUCCACCUGCUCACAUUAAACUUUGCCUUCUAGUAUUUAGCAUUUCCACCCUGGGGAAAAAUACUUUUAUCUACCCUAUCAAUGCUUCUCAUAAUUUUAUAUAUUUAUCUAUGGUCCCUCAGCCUCCAUUGCUCCAGAGAAAACAAUCUAAGUUUGUCAAUUUCUCCUUACAGCUAAUACUCUAUAAUCCAGGCAGAAUUCUGGUGAACUUUUUUUCAAAGCUUCCACAUACUUCCUGCAAUGCAGUGACCAGAACUACAGCCAAAAACUCCAACUGUAGCCUAACCCAUGUAUUAUACUACUGCAACAUGACUUACCAACUUUUACAUUCAGCACCCUGAUCAAUAAAGCAAGUAUACCAUAUGCCGCAUUUACCUCCUUAUCAACUUGUGUUGCCAUUUUCAGGCAGCUAUGGACUUGCACUCCAGGAUUUGUGGCAUUACACUAGACAAAACAGCCGCCAGGAGAAUGUCAAAUUUCAAAAUGGAUUGAACAUCAAUAAGUUUUUAAUGGUGCCCCUUCAUUCCUGGUCUUGCGAUUUAUGAUGCAUAUGUUUCAACAAAAUGAGCGAAAUACAGGGAAAUUUGUCUGUUUACUAUGUGUGAUGCCUUUAAUUGCAUUUGCACCAUGUUAAAUCAAAAUGGCAGGACCGUUUCAGCAUUCUGUCUUAGCUUCACUAUUAGAAUCAUAGAGUGGUGCAGUGUGGAAACAGGCUCUUCGGCCCAACUUGCCCACAUCGUCCAACAAUGUCCCAGCUAUACCCAGCUUCCUGCACUUGGUUCAUAUCCCUCCAAACCUGUCUUAUCCAUGUACCUGUCAAAACUAUUUCUUAAACGAUGGGAUAGUCCCAGCCUCAACUACCUCCUCUCGCAGCUUGUUCCAUACACCCACCACCGUUUGUGUGAAAAAGUUACCCCUCGGAUCCCUAUUAAAUCUUUUCCCCUUCACCUUGAACCUAUGUCCUCUGGUGCUCGAUUCCCCUGCUGUGGGCAAGUGACUGUGCAUCUAUCAGAUCUAUUCGUCUCAUGAUUUUGGACACCUCUAUAACAUCACUCCUCAUCCUCCUGCGCUCCAUAGAAUAGAGACCCAGCCUACUCAACCUUUCCCUAUAGCUCACACCCUCUAGUCCUGGCAACAUCCUCAUAAAUCUUUUCUGAACCCUUUCGAGCUUGACAUUAUCUUUCCUAUAACAUGCUGCCCACAACUGAACACUAUAUUCUAAAAGGCUUUUGGAACAUUGGCCUUCAUCAGUAUUGUGUAUUGAAGUUGGGAGGUCAUGUUGCAGUUGUAUAAGACGUUGGUGAGACUGCACUGUUCUAGAACCAACUUCAUUAACAUAAAAGGCUUUUGGAAGUCCGAAGAAGGGUCUCCACGCGAAAAGUCACCUAUUCCUUCGAUCCAUAGAUGCUGCUUCACCCGGUGAGUUUCUCCAGCAUUUUCACCUACCUUCGAUUUUUUCAGCAUCUGCAGUUCCUUCUUAAACAUUAUGAACAUCAUCAUUUGUCUCACUUGCAUGUGUUUUAAUUAUAAAAAGUUUGAGGAUGGAUGUAAUAUCAAGUGGUUUUACCACUUCAGAAAUCUUUGAGUUUUUUUUAUUGUGACAACUCAGGAGCUAUAGUUUAUAUUUGCCAUCAAGAGCUCUAUUCACAGGCAUCUUUGGUUCCAAAGAAGUAAAUUUCAUUGCAAUUUAUUUUUAUUUGUGCACGUUGUACCAAUAUUUUGCCAGCAGAUUUUAGAUGUACAACAUUUGAAGAUGAAGAGAGUAAAAAACAAAUUGCCAAUUUUAUGUUAUGUUUAUAAACUAUGAAUGACCAAAGAUUUCAUGCUGCUCACCAUGUACUUUCAUUUUAAAAUUUAUAUUUUUGUAGCUGCAGCUGGUCCUGCACUCAGAAGUUCAUUUUGCUAAAAAGAUGUAAGAAAGUUUAUGCAAAAAAUUAAAAAUGAUUUGCCACUGCAGGGCAUGUUUAUAAAAUAUGUGUCAUUUCCCCUCCCCCCCCAUUAUUUUUCCUUCAAUAUCAUUGAAACUAAACUUUCAAAAAUUAGUCUAAUUGUACUCUUCUAAAGAUGGUUUAUGACAAAAUAAACUGCUUUUUUUGUUUCUUCCUGUUAAUUUUUAAUAGAUUAUAAUUGUUUAUUAUCAACUAUGACUUGCAUUA